AUGUUCAAUCGUCCGGGUGGUGGGCUGUUUGCACGCAGACGUCUCGUCGCCGUGGCCGACGCAUGGCUGGUCCGACGUGUGGAGGAGUUUGACCUCAGCCAGGCCGUCGGUGUCGGCGGGCUGACGGCAGCCGCCGGAAUCGCGAUUCGCUCUGCCAGCUGCCAGCAGCCUCGACACGUGCUCAAACAAUGCGAGAACUUGGUUGCGCCGCUUAGUGGCGGCGCUGCUUUAGAGGAAGCGGCAGCGUGGGAGGCAAAGCAGAUGGAGGCGGCGCGGCAUGCCAAGGAGCUGCUGCUGGCGGAGGUUGAGCGGCUAAGUGCAGCAAGGGCCAAGAGCAAGAAGGGCAAGAAGAAGAAGAAGAAUGUGGACGUGGGCGAUACGGGCGCCGCUAGGCUCAACGAGGAGAUGCUGUGCAGUUAG
This is a messenger RNA of Emiliania huxleyi CCMP1516, 420 nucleotides long. RefSeq lists its product as hypothetical. The transcript is spliced from 2 exons. The record is from RefSeq and is a predicted model, not a curated record. Lineage: Eukaryota; Haptophyta; Isochrysidales; Noelaerhabdaceae. The coding region runs from base 1 to 420 and encodes 139 amino acids.